This is a messenger RNA of Polistes dominula (European paper wasp), 3793 nucleotides long. RefSeq names its product lon protease homolog, mitochondrial (gene Lon). Gene Ontology annotation, cellular component: mitochondrial matrix. Gene Ontology annotation, molecular function: serine-type endopeptidase activity; ATP hydrolysis activity; ATP binding. Gene Ontology annotation, biological process: protein quality control for misfolded or incompletely synthesized proteins; protein catabolic process; chaperone-mediated protein complex assembly. The record is from RefSeq and is a predicted model, not a curated record. Lineage: Eukaryota; Metazoa; Arthropoda; Insecta; Hymenoptera; Vespidae.
GCAAGGUACGCAGAAGCAAGAUGCGCAGAAGCAAACUACGCAUAAACAAGAUGUGCAGAAGUAAUAUACACAUAAGCAAGAUGCGCAGAGCGAAUAUAUGCAGAAAUAUUUACGCAAUGAUUAGUUAUGCUCAAUUCACACGUCUUAGCAUCAAGAAUAAAUAUUAACAAAUCACUCGAUAAACAAAUGCAUAAAUAAAUAUAGAUAAUCAAUAUAAUUGAUAAGAAUAAAUUAUUACAUUUAAUUGUUACGAAAAAAAAACAGCAGGUUGUAUUAACAUUACGAUCAUUCUAUUAAAACAAAUUAGAGGUUAGUCGAUAUACGUAUGUAUGUAAAUUCAUGUUAGAUUUCAUCAUAUAAACUCCAUAACCUCUCUUCAAUGCUGUAUAUUUAAUAUCUUAAGAGUGCAGAAAGGAUAUAUAAUAUAAAAUAGUGAAAAAGGAACAAAUAAAAGAAUGCGGUGUGUUAUGACAAUUAAAAGUAAAUUAUUACCGGUAUUUCGUCAUAAUGCGACGAUUUGUCGAUCGUUUUACAGAAAUCAUCAUUUAGAUACUCGCAAUGUAUUACCGGUUUAUAUUAAACCACAAUUUCCUCGAAUAGAACUUCGUAAUCAAAGCUAUGGAAUAUUGAGUCGAAAUAUUCGAAAUCGUAGAGAAUGCACAGCUAUUUUAUCUGUCAGAUUAUUUUCAUCUAAGAAACCAGAUAGACUUCCUCCAAAUGAAAAUGAUGCAGAACAAUCGGAAGACUAUUCAGCCACUUUACCUGCUACGGUGGUUGUGCCAGAAGUAUGGCCUCAUGUACCGGUUAUUGCCAUCAAUAGAAAUCCUGUUUUUCCUAGAUUUAUUAAACUUAUAGAACUUUCUAAUCCUAUUCUUAUCGAUUUAAUACGUAGGAAGGUUAAAUUAAAUCAACCUUAUGUUGGAAUAUUUUUGAAGAAGAAUGAAGAAAACGAAUCGGAGAUUGUACAAAAUCUUGAUGAUAUUUAUUCCGUUGGUACGUUUGCCCAAAUUCAUGAAGUACAAGAUUUAGGAAAUCGUUUAAGACUUGUAAUAAUGGCGCAUAGAAGGAUUAAGAUUGUUGGACAAAUAUUCGAAGAUGUUGCUGCGAUGCAACCAGUGCAUGACGAUACUAUGACUGCUGGUAAAGUGAGCCGUAGAUCUGCACAACGCAAUAAAAAAUCAGAGAAGAUAUCUGGAUCGACAGAAAAUAUAGAUAAUUCUACUGUAGUAGAAAAUAUCAUAAAAGAUAAACUGCCAUUGGAACAAAAACAAACAGAGCUCUCUCCUGAAUCAACGACAACUACAACAACAACAACAUCAUCAUCAGAUUCUCAGCCGAUUGUAAUGGUAGAAGUUGUAAAUGUAACGCAUGAAAAAUUUAAACAGACCGAAGAAAUUAAGGCACUUACACAAGAAUUAAUUAAAACUAUUAGAGAUAUUAUAAGUAUGAAUCCUCUGUAUCGAGAAUCUCUGCAACAAAUGCUUCAUCAAGGACAAAGGGUGGUUGACAAUCCAGUUUAUCUCAGUGAUCUUGGUGCUGCUUUAACAGGAGCAGAUGCACAAGAAUUGCAACAAGUGUUAGAGGAAAUGGAUAUUCUUAAAAGAUUGAGAUUAUCGCUUGCGCUAUUAAAAAAAGAAUACGAAUUAAGUAAACUGCAACAAAAGAUUGGUAGAGAAGUCGAGGAAAAAGUAAAACAACAACAUAGAAAAUAUAUAUUGCACGAGCAGUUAAAAGUCAUUAAGAAAGAAUUAGGUUUAGAAAAGGAUGAUAAAGAUGCAAUAGAAGAAAAAUAUAGGGAAAAAAUAAGACAAAAAACUGUUCCCAAACCGGUUAUGGAUGUGUUAGAAGAAGAAUUAAAUAAAUUAAGUUUCUUAGAGAGUCAUAGUAGUGAAUUUAAUGUUACAAGAAAUUAUUUAGAUUGGUUAACUUCAAUGCCUUGGGGUAUAACUAGUCCAGAAAAUUUAAAUUUACAACAAGCUGUAGAAAUCUUAGACGAAGAUCAUUAUGGAAUGGAAGAUAUCAAAAAAAGAAUACUUGAAUUUAUUGCUGUUAGCCAAUUGAAAGGUUCAACUCAGGGCAAAAUAUUAUGUUUUCAUGGUCCACCUGGUGUAGGAAAAACAUCAAUAGCUAAAUCGAUAGCUCGAGCACUUAACAGAGAAUAUUUCAGAUUUAGUGUUGGAGGAAUGACAGAUGUUGCAGAAAUUAAAGGACAUAGAAGAACAUAUGUAGGAGCCAUGCCUGGCAAAGUUAUUCAGUGCUUGAAAAAGACACAAACUGAAAAUCCAUUAGUGUUGAUAGAUGAAGUAGAUAAAAUUGGAAAGGGACAUCAAGGAGAUCCUGCAUCUGCUCUUUUAGAAAUGUUGGAUCCAGAACAAAAUGCAAACUUCUUAGAUCAUUAUUUGGAUGUUGCAGUUGAUCUAUCAAAAGUUUUGUUUAUAUGUACGGCGAAUGUAGUUGAUACUAUUCCAGAACCUCUUAGAGAUCGAAUGGAAAUGAUUGAAAUGUCUGGUUAUGUAGCAGAAGAAAAACUUGCAAUAGCUAAACAAUAUUUAAUACCACAGGCUAUGAACGAUUCCGGACUUAAUGAUACACAUAUCAAUAUGCAAGACAAUUCACUUACAUCUUUGAUUAAAUAUUAUUGUCGAGAAUCAGGAGUUAGAAAUCUUCAAAAACAUAUUGAAAAAAUUCACCGCAAAGUGGCUUUUAAAGUUGUUAAAAAGGAAAUAGACAAAGUUGAUAUUACCGCAACAAAUUUACACGAGUUUGUAGGAAAACCAGUAUUUACACAAGAUAGAAUGUAUGAAGUUACACCACCAGGUGUAGUCAUGGGUCUUGCAUGGACUGCCAUGGGAGGUUCGACAUUAUUUAUAGAAACAGCUGUUCGAAAGCCUGUAAAUGCAAGUAAGAUGGAGGGUACAUGCGAAUCAACUGGUCAUUUAGGAGAUGUUAUGAAAGAAUCAAUACAUAUAGCAAUGACAGUAGCUAGAAACUUUUUAAAACAAGAAGAUCCAUCUAAUACAUUUUUAUAUGAUUCUCAUAUACAUUUACAUGUUCCUGAAGGAGCUACUCCUAAAGAUGGUCCAAGUGCGGGUGUUACUAUUGCAACAGCAUUAAUUUCUUUAGCUAAAAAUCAAGCUAUUAGACAAGAUGUUGCUAUGACAGGUGAACUUAGUUUAAUAGGAAAGGUUUUACCUGUUGGUGGUAUUAAAGAAAAAACAAUAGCGGCAAAAAGAGUAGGCGUUAAUUGCAUAAUAUUACCAGAAGAAAAUAAAAAAGAUUUCAAUGAUCUACCAAAAUACAUAACAGAUGGUCUUGAGGUUCAUUUUGCUUCAACAUUUGAAGAUGUUUAUCGUAUAUGUUUUCUAGGACAGAAAGCUCCAACUAUUGAUAAUGAUGAAACAUUUUCAAAUCAUGUGUCAUCCAAACAACAAGCACCUUUACAUGGUCAAGAGAAUUGCUUAUGAAUAUAUCAUAGGUUUGUAUUUUGUAUAUCUGUUGCACUCUCUUAUCGCGAUUCAAUUUUAUAUAAUGUGUUUCUGACAUUAAUGCAAAAAUUGCAGUAUAUUCAAAAUAAGAGAUAUUCAAUGAUAAUUGAGCCCCUGGCAAGUUCGUCUUUCGUUAAAAGUUGAAUUGGUCAUUAUUACUUGAUCUUUUUAAAUGCAAUUUUAAAACAUGUAUAAAUAUUAAAAUGUGACAGAUGUUGACACUAUAUUGGCAGAUGGUAAAAUUAUAAAAAAAAAAAAAACAACAGAACUAGUUUGUUUCGCGUUAUAGAUUUUUAUAAUUAAUAUAU